UUUCAGUUUGUUAGGGGACCAUUUAUAAUGUGAACUGAGCACCCCUUUUGCUUCUUUAGACAAAUCACCAAAAUGUUCAGUUAGAACAAGAACUUAGUUUUCUGCAAAAGAAGUUAACAACUGAGAGGAAACAUUCUGAAAUGGAAACCAAAUAUUUUAUCUUAAUUUUGCUCUGUGGACACCUGAACAAUACAUUUUUCACAGAGACAGAGGCAAGUACAACAGAGAAGCAAAUGUCACAUGUCUCAGCUAAAUCUCUAAACACAACAGGAAAUCCUUUAGGUCAACCAACACAACUCAACAUUUCUUCUGGACAACCAAUAUCACUUGCUCAAGUCAGCAUUGAACAAACAACACCAGCUGCCUAUGCCUCUUCUGGAAGACCAGCAGUACACACUUCUGCUGGACAAACACCUGCCUAUAACAUCACCAACCAACCAACACCAAAGGCCAAUACUCCCCACCAACAAACAGCGCUACCUGUGUUCACCUCUGCCAGACAACUAUCUUCCCCACCCGAUACAGUCAUCAGCAGACAGGUACCUACACCAUCUGCCUACAAUUCCACUCAACAAACAUCAUCAUAUGUUCACACCCCUUCUAGAAAACCAAUACCACUGACUGUUCACAACCCAUCCACACAACCAGUAUCAACUACUAAAAAUUCUCCGAAGAUUACACCAGACUUCAUCUUUGAAACUACCAGUAAAACCCCUCCCUCACAUAAAAACUCCAAUUCAAUAGCUGCCAUCUUAAUUGGUAUAUUUCUGACUUUAAUGUUGGUAGCUAUAAUCAUAAUUGUGCUAUGGAAAUGCUUGAGAAAACCAGUUUUAAAUGAUCAAAAUUGGGCAGGUAGGUCUCCAUUUGCUGACGGAGAAACCCCUGACAUGUGUAUGGAUAACAUUAGAGAAAAUGAAGUACCCACAAAACGUAUGUCAAUUGUUUCACUCAUGACCUGGAAACCAGGCAAAAGUACACUUUCAGCAGAUGACUUAGAAAUUAAGUUGUUUGAAUCAAGUGAAAAUAUUGGAGAGUCCGACAACCCCAAAACAGAGAAAAUAAAAGACCAAGUAAACGGUACAUCAGAGGACAGUGCUGAUGGAUCAACAAUUGGGACUGCUGUUUCUUCAGAUGAUGCAGACCUCCCUCCGCCACCUCCUCUUCUUGACUUGGAAGGACAGGAGAAUAACCAAUCUGACGACAAGCCCACAAUGGUAACUGUACCUCCUCUUUCAAAUGAUCCUACCAGUCUCCAACCACCUCUGGACCAUCUCAGUGAAGCCUGUGAAGAUCAGAAAUCUGAGCUCCAACAGUCAUUUCCACCUCCCCCUGACUCACCUAACUUGCCCAUGUUACCAGAUGCUUUUGUGAAAAACCAAGAUGAUUCCAACCAUGAGAUCCAGUCUCAGGAAUUUUCUGUUCCUUUUGACUCUGAUCAAGAUCUUAAUGAAUCCCUGCCACCUCCACCUGCAGAAUUGUUAUAAAUAUUACAACUUGUUCUUUAGCUGAUUUUCCAUCUUUAAAUGAAUGUGUGUUUUUUCUUCAUGUGAAGAAAUACAUGAAAUAGCAACUGAUUGUCAGUUUUGAUUUUUAUUCAUGAACUAUCUGAAGUCUGUUCAAAGCCCAUGUGCAUAGGGGAAAAAAAAAUCAUUUAACAGUGAUUUCCUUACUAGUUAUAUAUCUUUAAAACAUAGUAUAUUUUAUAUAUGUAGAUGGUAUAUAUGUUAAUAACAGCCAUUUUGAAACAAGUGAUGUAUAUAUUAUCAUUACCCAAUAGUUUGUUUCUCCUGAACAGCUGUGUAUAAAAUUAUCUUGAAUAAAUAAAUGUUUAUUUUUGUCAUUUCAAA
This is a messenger RNA of Tupaia belangeri chinensis (Chinese tree shrew), 1847 nucleotides long. RefSeq names its product ecotropic viral integration site 2B (gene EVI2B). Gene Ontology annotation, biological process: positive regulation of neutrophil differentiation; regulation of stem cell division. The transcript is spliced from 2 exons. NCBI's taxonomy places the organism in Eukaryota, Metazoa, Chordata, Mammalia, Scandentia, Tupaiidae. The coding region runs from base 141 to 1484 and encodes 447 amino acids. The record is from RefSeq and is a predicted model, not a curated record.